ACACGUGACAUGUACUCGUGGCAUGAUCUGUAAAAAGUGGGUGUUGAUAAGUGGGUGGUGGGGGGCAAUCCCCUUGUGAAGAGUGAGAGGUCUGGUGAAAUGAGGAGGAAGGGGCGAGGCCAGAGGCAGUUGGGUGGUUGGGUCACUCGGUUCUCCUCGGUAAACUCAAUUCAACUGAGUGUUGGUGGCGUUCUCUGGCACUUAUUGCUGUGCAUUGCAGUGUUAUGCUUGGGUACAGGGUACAGGUACAUGUUUUUCCGUGUGAAGUUAACAGUGUGCAGUGGUAGUUGGUGUCGAGUGAUCUCAGGUGGAUGGUGCUGGUAACCAGGAGGAGGAAGAAUCACCAGGAGUCGAUGAUUCAUGACAAUCGAGAUUAGGAGUGUCGUUGAAUCACUGAAAAUCACUUGAAAUCACUCCGUCACGGAUCACUGGAGAGGGAGUGAUUCUCUGGUGCACCAGCCUCUUAUUAGUCCCGAUGUGAUCUGGCCACAUCUCAGAAUUAUGUAGACGAUCACCCCCCCAAAUUAGCGACACCAUGACACAAUAUCCAGCCGUUGGUGUGUUAUAAAUAUACGGAUAGGCGUUUGUACGGAUUAUUGGACUUGUUGGGACUGGAUUUGUGAGAUAUCAGAGUCACUGGGUGUCUUUGAGUAUUUCGUUUUGGUGUUUGGGGUCAGUUGUUGGGUGUCUGGGAGCAGUGGAUGCGGGAGGGGAUGUGAUUUUUAACGGGUGGAGCUGGGGAAAAGGUGAAGGAGUGGUUGGGGAACAUGGGAAUAUGGGUUUGAGGAUAUACGAGAUGAAAUGGUACUUGUGGGUGGGCUGGUGGUAUCAGACCAUCUCUUGGGCCAGUGGAUUUCCUGUUGCCUCACUUGAUUCGUCAGUUAUCAGGGGUGAGCCGUGGCAGCAGAGGUUACGGUGGGCUGUUGGGGCUCUUGCAGCUGCUGUUCUCGUUAUCGUCUGCGUUUUCAGUUGUCUCUGCUGCAGGCGACAGCGACGAGCCUCCAAGGGCUUCCAGAAUUCUGGAGCUGAAAAUACACAGGAAUUCAAGGAUGGCUCAGGCCUGUCAAAGGACGCGAUCCUCUCCGGAGGGCUCUCGACGUUGGAGCUGGAGGUGCCUCGAUCGACCUCAAAUAAUCGUGUAGAAUUCGAGCCUCUGCCAGUGGAGCGUUUCGUCCAGGAACCGCGUCCACCUGGAAAACCAAAGCCACCCUCGCCGUCGCUCUUCGACCGAGAAUUCGAUAACGACGAAAACGGCGAGAAUCCUAACCGUGAGUGGUUCUCGAAGGAGCUGCACAUCCCCCGAGAGCGUUUGAAGUACCUCCGAGAGAUCGGGAGAGGAUGGUUCGGUAAAGUUGUGGAGGGUACGCAGGAUCUGAAUGACUCGGGAACCCGGGGGAUCGUUGUGCGAAUCCUAACGGAGGAGGCGACAGCCAGCGAGAAGGCGUGGUUUCUGGGUGAAGCACUGCCAUACCUGAAGCUUCGACACAGAAAUCUCCUCGAGUUGUUGGGCACUUGUCUGGAGACAGAUCCCUAUCUGCUGCUCUUCGAGUCAUGUCCCACAGGGGACCUUAAGUCCUUUCUGCGAGCGAAUCAGAGGUCUGAGGCCCUCACCACUGAGAAAAUUCCCUUAAAGAUGUCUCUGGAUAUUUCUUCAGCUCUUGGACACAUGCACAGCCACGGUUUCGCCCACACAGAUCUGUCUGCCAGGAACUGCCUAGUCUCUCCCACUCUCUCAAUAAAAUUAGGGGACUACGGCAUUGGAGUGGAGAAGUACCCGGAGGACUACUACGUCGUGGGGGACAGAGCCCUCCCGAUCAGGUGGUCAGCCCCUGAGAGUCUAGUGUGCACAGACACGACUAUCGAGACUCGAGCGAUAACUCCAAGGGCCAAUCUCUGGAGCUUUGCCAUUCUUCUCUACGAGAUCGCCUCCUGGGGGAAGAGACCCUACGACUCUCUGGGGGACGAGCAAGUCAUCGAGAUGAUCCUCUCAUUAACGUUCGAGUCUCACCUGAAGCUCGAGGAAUUAUCCAGCUCUAAGAAUCUCGUGGAGGCCCUAAAAUCUUGUUGGAAAAUAAAUCCCAAUGACAGACUUGAUCUCGAGGAUGUGAUUGAGACCCUCCGGGGGAAGGAGUUGGAUUUCGAUGAACGUUGGCAGACCCUGAGGCCAAACACCAAAGAGAAGAGUGUGAGUCUGAAGGAGUUGAGAGCAAGUAUGGAUUCGGAUUUGUGGCAGGGAUUGCCUGAGGAGAAGCCCUCGACGACUCCCCAGGCUCGUUUCAGACUGGGACCAGAGGAGCCUUUGAAGCACGAAUUGAGGACGCAGAUGAGCCAGGAGUCCGGGUCUGAAACCGAGGAGGAGAGUUGGAGAGGGCGAGUGGAGCGCGGGGCCUACACUGAGAAAGUCAAGCAGAAGUCUAAGUCGAUAGCUGAUUUGAUGGUUCUAGUGCACAUAGACGAUGACUCCGAGGCCGAGUGGUCUCUGGGGCAGGUGGCUGACAGACCAAGGAAGAAGGUUAAUUCCUCUGGGAGUGUUGGGGACCUACCCUCAGUGAUUGCUGAUGAGUUCGACGAGGCUUUGAGGAAACUUCGAGAUAAUAUUAGUUCAAACAACCCAGAGAGGGAUCUAGGAGGUGAGGAGGUAAUUGAGGUGACGAUCGAGCCCAUCCCCAGAGCCAUACGCGAAUUCAGCUCGACGCCGAAGUCCUCCAGGACACCUGAGCCUUGCGAAACCGAUACCAAGGAUUUCGUGGACGUCGAGCUCUGGAAGAACGCCCUAGAGUUCGAGCUGGAGCGGAAAAAUCCGGGAUUCGAGUCGAUAAAUUUUGAGGAGAUAAUCCAAUCAGAUAAAGUGGAAACAGUUCCUGACCUGAUGGAGACAUCAUCAGCUCCAGAUACCCCUCAAUCCAGGGGUGAGAUAUCAGUGGACAAUGAGGACUUCUCCGAGGACUCACCGGAGGACAGGAGAAAACCCAACCACGAAGAAGAGGAUGAGAGAAAGCACUUGAGCACUCCCGACGACGAAAGGAGCUCGGACAGCGGUUUCAGGGACAAAGAGUCCUGCGAGGAGGAGGAGAACAACGUUCUAUUUAACUCUGGAAUUUCCCAUUCAAACACUGAAGAAGAACAACUCAAGAUUCUUUAUGAAUUGGAUACAAUUUUAGAUGCUGAGUAUUGUGGAAGUUAUGAGGAGGAGAGGCCUUCCAAUACAUUGAAAAUCAGUCACGAAGAUGAGAGCACAGAGAGCAUCAGCCAACCCACUGAAGUCUUAGAUCUCGAAAAGGAGAGGAUCAAUGGGACUGUAGAUAAUGUAAUUACUGUAGAUAAAGACCUAGAGAAUUGUACAAAUAAUAUUAAACACGAGCCCAGUGGAUCGAACCUGUCGAGAUACAGUGAGCAUGAUGAUCACGAUGCUGAGGACGACGACAGCUCGACUAUGUCCCUGAGAAGUGACAACUCGUACGUUUCGUUUAAUCUCGAUGAGGAGUUUGUCGCUGCCAUUAGGAAUGAGUUGAGGGAAAAGCUGCCAAGGGCCCAGUUGGCUGUGGUGGAGUCACAGGAGUUGAGAGACGACGAGGAACCGUCUGUGAACAGUGUCCACGAGGAAGAGGCCUCAUGGGGGCCUAAUGAGGAGGGCUCAGGCCCUGGAAAUAUUGAUAUUGCUAUUAGGUACAAUGUUUAUGGGACUCCCUUGAGUCCCAUCCUCGAGGAAAGGGAGAGUGCUGUGACGUCUGAGUCGUUGGCAUCGAGGGAGGACUCGAGGGAGGUCUCAGAGGGCUCCAGGUUCUCUCUGUCGGAAGAUGUUAUCGUCGUGGACACCAGGACAAAUCGAGUUGUUCUUGUUGAGGGUAAUGGAAAAAAUAUUGAGGAGGAUAGGGAUACGUGUGCAGAUAUUUCGGAUGAUGAGAGUGGUGAGGGAAAUGUUAGGGCUCAAGUGAAGGGGAAGACAGGUGGGGCUCCACUGCCAAGUCCUGAGGAGGAGUCCAAGUGGCAGGCCCAGUUUCCUAUUCCUCUUCAACUGCAGGAUGAUCUCAUGUCCACGAGUUUCAGCACUGAACACGAGUGGGACAGCCAGGAUGAGGAUGAGGAGGCUGGGGGAGAGGAGAGCCGAGGGGCUGAGGUGGAGGAUGGGAACAGCUCUAGCUCCGGGGAGUUCGUUUGGAAGAGGUACAAUGAGGAGAGCUGCAGGGAGGAGGUCACACCGACCAGUCAGAAAAUCGACGAGGAGGAUGACGAUGAGGAGAACUGCAGGGAGGCGGUCACACCGACCAGUCAGAAAAUCGAUGAUGAAGAUGACGAUGAGGAGGAGGAAUUCACACCCUCAGCUUGGGAUGCUACACUGGCUCCUCAUAGAUCUGCACUCAGAUCACCCGAGAAGAACGUCAAGAGUGGGGAGUUUUGUGUUUUUUCUUGCUCCCAGGAUGAACUGGAUCAGAAGAAGAACGUGUGGUUCAAGAAGCAGAGAUACCACUGUGUGUACGAGUACCCGAAGGAGACACAGUCGUCGGAUUUUCCGAGUCCAGCAGCAACGACAUGGGAGCCAACGUCGUACGUCGACUGGGAAGAGAUGAUGGACGAGCCCCGUCUGGACGUCUACCCCCUGGACUACGAUGAUUCGAAUCACCUGGGUGACGACGAGUUCUUCGUGAGCAGUGGUAAUAGACCCUUCCAAUUUCAAGCUGGGGAUGGGAAAUACGUGAGUCAAUUUUUCCCAGGGGCGAACGUCGGCACAAUCGACGACGACGUCACAGCACCCAGUGACAAUCACCAAGUGCAGCUCGGAGAGCUACGACACACUCGUGACAAAUUGAAGCUCAAUCUCCCCAUCACCCAGGAGAAUCACUCGGUGCCUCAGGUGUUCAACAACGAGUGCGACGAGGAACCAACAAACGACGAGAGAACUGAGCGCAAGGAGAACAGCUCUGAGUCAUCUCUCUCCAAGGACGAGCAGUCGAUUAGAUCAAUUCUUAGAUCUCCAGAGUUGUCCCCCGAUGAGAGGAAAACAGAGGACGAGAGUGCAGACGAGGUCAGCGAGCUCGAGCCCUCCAAGACUGAUAACACGAGCCAUCCUAAAUCUUCCGGGCGGCCCCUUGUCAUCUCCAGUGGAGGAGACACUGAAAUAACAGGUGGUGAACGUCAGAAGUCUCAAGGCAAUGAUCAAGAAAAUGGCACUCCCAAGGAUGAAGGAGUAGUUCAACCCUCCAACAUCGAAAAUGUCAUAGAGACACGCAGUGAGAUUGAAGAAACAGAGAAAAAUGGUAAUCCGGCCUGAAACGUCCAUGUCAUAAUUACAUUUUAGAGUUCAACCGUCCGAGGAGGGAAGAUUGCACUGUUGAUAAAUUUCCAGAGAUAAACUCAAGGCCUUCUGUGAGAAUUUUAUAGAAAAUUGUCGCAUUUUUUGAGGAUUAUUUUAGCAGGGAAGUGGGUCAGUGAGAGCAGUCGAAUUUGAAUGUUUUUGAAAAUUACGUUUUAGAGAAAGAAUUAGUGAAUGAGAAAAAUUAGAUGGAAGUAUUAAAAGACUUUUUUUCAUGGGAGUUUAAUUGGCUCAGGAAAAAGUAUUUUGACUUUUCCAUCGUGAACAGGGAGAGAGUUUUCAGAAUCAAUCGAUAAUGAUUCGAUAAUCGAUUAUGAUAAAAUAUGAGAGGACAAUUUUUUAUAGAAUUCUGACAGAAAAUCAGUAGCAUUUUUCGAAGGAAGCGGUAGGUUUUUCGAAAUUUUAUCAUAAUUUCGGUAAUUUCGAAAAGAGAAAGUGGCAUAAGUCAAAAAUAAGAUUAACACGUAUGGAAAAAUUCGACGUAACAAUUCCCUUGGAAUUCUAUUAUUUUUCUUUCAGAUUUGUGACAAAAAGAAAUCGACAAGUUUUUGUUGCCAUCGAUUCUGAUGAAAUUUUUAGGUGAAAAAUUCUCGAGUACGAUUUUCUCCGGAAUUUUUUCAUACGUGAAGACAAAACCUUUUAGAGAGCUCAAUUGGCCAAGUCCGUCCGCAGAUGAACUCCUUCACAAAGAGAAAAAGAAAAAUUCAUUUUUGGUCUUGUAAAUAUUCAGAGUACACGUUCAUAGAUUAAGUACUCUUUCAACUUUAGUUGAUACUUUUCAGAUUGCGAUAGUCUGGAGGUCUUUACCGAAUGUAUAUAUGUAUUAAUUUAAUCGUAGAUGCACCAGAGUCGUGCCUAAACAUUGAAGUAUCCUCAUUAUUAUUUUAAUCCGUGGUAAAAAAAAUCUUAAGCGUUAUUUUCUCGUUGAGCAUUACAUUAAUAUAGAUAAUAAUUUGUUUUAACAAUUCAUCGACAUAAUAUGAAAAGGGUAAUUUUCAAAGGUACUUUUUAAUUGUUAUUCGCUAGCGCCAAAACAGCUCUCUAUUCGUCGAAACGUAUUUAUUAAUUUCGCGAUGAAAUAAAAUGAAAAGAAAAACGAGGAAAAAUGGUGGGAGAAAUAUCAUUUGAGCAAGUUAGCCUGUGAUAAUGGAAACUACGAGAUAUUUUUUUUUUUUCUACAUUUGGAAAUGGAUCUGUGAUUGAUGAUAAAAAGGAUGGAAAGAUCAUUGAUUACUUUUUUAAGUAUUUACCUGAAAUUUUCGAUUAGAUUAAACCGAGAAUAUGCUAUUGACAAGUUCAACGCACAGUUACGUAAUUUUUUUUAGAGUAGGAUUCACCGAUUCUAUUGCACCAUUAAAAGAGUGGAGAAAUAUUUUUUAAUCAUUCAAUAUAUUCAACAAGUGAAUACCAAAAAAAAAGGAAGUGGAAGCAAUUUGAACGUGUUUUCUUACGUAUUUUCUAACUGAGGAGUAUUGCAAUAUUAAUUUUAUCCCAUUAACUCGACAUUUCGCUCAUAUUAAUUUUUUUUUAAUACGUAAAGCAUUUCGUUUAUAAAAAUAGUACGUCACGUGCUCGAGAGCUUUAUUUUACAGUAAUAAAUUCAUGGAAUCUCGAGGGAAAUCAAGUAAACAUAAGUUAUUUACUAUUGAAAAAAAUUAAAUCAAAGGUGCAGUAAACCGACUGAAUGCUCUCGAAAGCAAAAUAUUACGACAAUGAGGAGUGAGUCACCAAAAGAUAGCAAUUGUUAUCGCUACAUUGAUAGGGACUGUAGAUGCUCGGCUUUUCCGGCGGUCGUCAUUCAAGAACACCCAUAUGCACCAUCGCUACAAUUUGUAGGAUAUUACAAUGAAUAGAGGACGAUUAAUAUAUUGCUA
This is a messenger RNA of Fopius arisanus, 7185 nucleotides long. RefSeq lists its product as uncharacterized. Gene Ontology annotation, biological process: protein phosphorylation. Lineage: Eukaryota; Metazoa; Arthropoda; Insecta; Hymenoptera; Braconidae. Gene Ontology annotation, molecular function: ATP binding; protein kinase activity. The record is from RefSeq and is a predicted model, not a curated record. The transcript is spliced from 6 exons. The coding region runs from base 776 to 5269 and encodes 1497 amino acids.